This is a messenger RNA of Manihot esculenta (cassava), 1719 nucleotides long. Its product is annotated as retrovirus-related Pol polyprotein from transposon TNT 1-94. Gene Ontology annotation, molecular function: nucleic acid binding. NCBI's taxonomy places the organism in Eukaryota, Viridiplantae, Streptophyta, Magnoliopsida, Malpighiales, Euphorbiaceae. Bases 1 to 1719 code for a protein of 572 amino acids. The transcript is spliced from 6 exons. The record is from RefSeq and is a predicted model, not a curated record. Gene Ontology annotation, biological process: DNA integration.
AUGAAACAGGAGGUUUGGAAUUUAAAAGAUCGGAAGGCACUAGGGUUGAUCUGUUUGACGUUGGCGAGAAACAUUGCCUUCAAUAUCAUUAAAGAGACGACGACUGUAGGGUUGCUAACAGCUUUGGCAAACAUGUAUGAGAAACCAUCGGUCAUUAACAAGGUAUACCUGAUGCGUUGUUUGUUUAAUUUGAAAAUGUCUGAAAGUGGAUCUGUCACGGAUCAUAUUAACGAAUUUAAUAUAAUCAUCGAUCAAUUAAGAUCUGCAAAAAUUAAUUUUAAUGAUGAGAUAAGAGCUCUAAUUUUGUUAUCCUCUCUACUUGAGUCGUGUGAUACUAUUGUUUCCACAAUUAGCAGUUCACGUGGAUUUGAGAAGUUAAAGUUUGAUAAAGUCCGGGAUGUUGUCAUGAGUGAGAGCAUUCACAAAAAUGAAAUAAAGGAUUCAUCUAGUAAUACACUCAGUGUCGAGGGUAGAGGCAGGAGCAAGGUGUGGAUAGUCCGAUUGACUCAUGGAUACUUGAUUCAGGUGUAUCUUGCUGAUAAUAAAGCCUUGAAGAUUGUUGGAAAGGGGGAUGUGGACAAUACAGGUUACAGAAUAGUAUUUGGGGAGAGUUCUUGGAAAAUUGUGAAAGGAGUUAUAGUGAUAGCAUGGGGUAUAAAAUCUGGAACUUUAUACACUACUGCAGGGUGUUCGGACAUGGUUGCUGCGAUUGAUAGUAUAUUGAGCUCAAGUCUAUGGUACAAUAGGCUUGGACACAUGAGUGAGAAGCGGAUGGAGAUGCUAGCUUCAAAAGGGUAUAUGCAAGAGUUGAAAUCUGUUGAUAUGGAUUUAUGUGAGAGUUGUGUUCUGGAAAAGCAAAAACAGGUCAGUUUCACAAAGGCUAUCAUAGAACCAAAGGCAGAACGGUUAGAACUAGUAUAUACAGACAUGUGGGGGCCAUCUCUAGUUUCCUCUCUUGGUGGUUCGAAAUACUAUGUUACCUUCAUUGAUGACUUCAGUAGGAGGAUAUGUAGAUGGAAGGCUGAAGUUGAAAAUCAGACUGGGUUGAAGAUCAAAUACCUAAGGUCUGAUAAUGGAGGCGAGUAUAAUUCUACAGAAUUCAAGAAGUUCUGUGCUGAUGAGGAAAUUAGGUGCACCAAGAUAGUUCUUGGCAAGGUAAGACAGAAUGAGAUUGUUGAAAGGAUGAACAGAACGUUGAAUGAGCGAGCAAGAAGCAUGAUGCUACAUGUUAGGCUGCUAAAAAUGUUUUGGGCAGAUAUAGUGAGCACAAUAACAUAUUUAAUAAAUAGAGGACCUUCAGUUCCUUUGGGUUUUAAGAUUCUAGAAGAAGUUUCGUCGGGUAAAGAGCUUAAGUUUAUUUAUCUGCGGACUUUUGGGUGUGCUGCCUAUGUUCGCAUUGAUCCAGAAAAGAGAGACAAGCUUGAUGCAAAGGCUUUGAAGUUAAGACCACAGGAGAAUCCAAAAAAUACUAUUGCAGAAUCAGAACAGCAACCAGCCACACCUGCACCAGUGUUGAGGAGAUCUACUAGGGCUACCAAGUCAUCAGAAAGGUAUUCACCUUUCCUGUAUUAUUUGUUGUUGACUGAUGGAGGGGAAUCAGAAUCCUUUGAUGAGGAUUUGCAGGUGAAGGAUUCAAUUAAGUGGGAGCAAGCCAUGGAUGAUGAGAUAUGGUCACUUGAGAAGAAUGACACUUGGAAAUUAACUGAGUUGCCUGCAUAG